CCGCAGCACCCACUGCAUCCUCACCUCCCCAGCCCGGGGGGCUGCUGCCCGGGGGUCCUGCUUGUGUCCUGACCCCAGAGCACUCGAGGUGAGUAGUGGGCACAGCCUGUAGGGAAAGGGGGUUUGCAAAACGGGGCUUUGGCUGUUUGGUGAGGCUGCCUGGUGCAGGGGAGGCAGCCGGAGGGGCUGUGACUCUGCUGCUGGCUGGUGCAAUCCCCGCGCUGCCCAGGCCCUGCAGCCCAGAAGCCUCCUUGAAACCCGUGGAGCUUCACAAAGUCUGAACUGUUGGGAAAUGCCCCAUAAAGCCCCAGCAGCCACAGCCCGGGGGUCUGGGGCCUCUUCCUGCCCUGCUUGUUCUCCCCACCACAACCCCCGCUCGUCCCACCCCCACGAGGGUCAGGGAGGGGUCCCCAUGGGGAGCAGUCCUGGGGUGCUAUCCUGAGGACGGGCGAGCCACAGCCCCCCUGCCCAGCUGCCUCCUGCGCCAGCAGAGCCAGGCACACCAAGGGUAAACAUUGAGAUAAUCCAAGAAUUUGGGAAACCGAAACUCAGCAGAGCAUUUCCUGGAAUUUGGCUGCCAUGACAUCACCCGAGGCCCCUGCAGGCAGCAAGUUUCCCUCCAGCCACACUGACCUUUCGGUCGGAGACGGAGGAUUGACCAGACUCGUAUCAGACCCUCUUUCUCCAGGAGCUACCUCCCCAAGUCAGCCCACAAUGAACAUUGUCGGCUCUUCAGUGGGGACAGCCUUAGCAAUUGGGGUGAAAAAAGCACUCAUUGGAGCCGCUGCUGGAACCGCUACUGGAGUAGGGCUGGUAUUUGCCAUCCCAGCGGUGGUCUCUGCGAUGGGAUUUACAGCAGGUGGCAUCGCCGCCGGGACCCUGGCUGCCAAGAUGAUGUCGGCAACUGCCAUAGCCAACGGGGGAGGAGUGGCUGCCGGCAGCACCGUGGCCGUGCUGCAGUCGGUCGGAGCUGCAGGUCUCUCUCGCUUGGUGCCAAAGUUGGGCUGUCUAUGCUGGGGCCACUUGGUGCAGCUGUUUCCAGGUUCUUCUAGUGACAAAGCCAAGCGAAGCCAAAGAGGCAGGUGUCGUGGUGGUUGUUGUGCGGCCGGGACCCCCAGUGCCUGGGCUUGGCAGUGGUGCAGGGACAGCCCCAGACUGCUUCCAGUCCCACCCUCUGCCCCUGCCACCUGGCCAGGCUGGCGAGAGGUGUGUGAGAAACCGUGUCUAACUCCCGCUGUGCGUGGUGACAAGUGGCAGCCUGGACAGGCAUGUGGCACGUGUGCCACACUGUGUCCCGAGCAGGGGUGAACGGGGCUCUCCCUGCAGACCCAGCUGCCCCUGGGCCCGUCCCAGGAUGCCCACUGAUGCCCCAGCUGGGAGGGUUUGGCCCCGGGACCCUGCACCACCCUCUCUUGCUCCAGCCUUGGACCCUCACCGAUGUUUGCCGUGACCUCCCCAUCCCAGACCCCCACUGCGACCCUCCAGCACCCCCGCUGGGAUCCCCAGCAUCUCUCCCGUGCCCCCUCCACGUACCUGACCCCGCACACAGAGACGCCCCAACGCAGAUCUCCGCCUCCUCCCCCGCCACCUGCUGGGAGGGGCCCCGGGGCGGGGACGG
Messenger RNA from Apus apus (common swift), 1618 nucleotides. Its product is annotated as interferon alpha-inducible protein 27-like protein 2. The transcript has 7 exons. Gene Ontology annotation, cellular component: membrane. The coding region runs from base 580 to 1308 and encodes 242 amino acids. The record is from RefSeq and is a predicted model, not a curated record. Lineage: Eukaryota; Metazoa; Chordata; Aves; Apodiformes; Apodidae.